ACUCCUUGGUACGAAUAUUUGGACUAUGAUAAAUUGAAAGUUGAACAACAAACCCAUGUUCGUAUUUGGCGAGUCAACAAUUUUCGUGAAAAGACCAACGUUAACCAGCCUUUACUACAAGCUGGCAACAGGGUAGAGAGUAAUGAUCCAGUGGAACGGAUUCUAAGGAGGUUGACAUCCUAUGAUAGUCCAAAGCCACCACCUUCCAUAAUAAUAAAGGCACCAGUAAUACCCAAGAUUGAGUUUGGAAGUAAAGAAGAAAUGUUCAAGUCACUUGAACAGUGUUUCAGAAUAUUGAAACAAUCUGCACAUAACCACAAUUUGAAAUUAUCUGAAUAUAAGGCAUUAGAUAGUGCCUACAAGGAAUUGAUACCACAGCUUUAUCGGUCAGUUAUGAAUAAGGUUAAGAAGAAAGUACCUUGUAAGGGUCGGAACCAAACCGUCCAUUGUUCCGGUGCUGCUGUAAUUGUUCUGGAAGUCCAGGAAGCCAGAGUGAAUGAGAGACUUGAGCAUCAAAUUAUUUUGAACCGAAAUGCUUACGAGUCACUGUUGGCAGGUGCUUUGCAAUCCGCCCCUUCGAAUCUUUGUUCUGCUGCAGUUACAGUGCAACAAACUAUCAAAGUUCUUCAAACACAAGUUCAUUGCAAUCCUGCAACUGCUGAAUUGGGUGUUGAACUGUUUUAUUACAUUUUAUCUCUUCUCGGUGAUGAAAUGAACUCUUACCCGCCUACAAAAACGUUAUUGUCCACUUGUUUGGAAAAAUUAGGACAGUCUCAUAUUUGUGGUGUUGAAUACGAAAUGCCAAGGUUACUACAGAAUAUUCUGAGAGAUUCAAAGUUGGCCCAAUAUUUGGCUCCACAUUUCUCUCCAAGUGAUGUUGGAACUUCCAGCUUGCUAUUGAUGUACUCUAAUAUUUGCAAAUCAGUUGGGCAAAAAUAUGAUGUAACAUUUGCUAUUCUCUCAAAGUUUGAAAUAGAAAAUUGGCUAAAAAAGAAACAACCAAAACUGAGCCACCGGUCUCAAUUUAUAGAGUUGAUUGUAAAAGCAUUAACGACCCUAGGAUUUGAACCUGCAGUUGAAGCAUUGACUUUACAUGGACUGUAUCGUAAACAUUUGAUGACAGUAUUUGAAUAUCAGUUUCCAGAACAUUAUGGUGAGGUGUUGAUACAUCUUCUGAAAGCUAGUGGUGGCAGCCCUGAAAAUAAUCUGCUUUCAAUAUCAGUGUGGAUGGACCUUUUGAACUCUUUGUCCCAACCUGUUGUUCUGAACAUCAAAGGUCCACUCAGAGAUCAACUCAGGCAAUAUGCUCAAAACCAAAAGAUUUUGCAACAUCAAGAGUUGCUGGAUACAUCGGAACUGUUGUCAAGACAUUUCACACAAGAAAGACUACAAUAUGGUCUCUAUGGACUAUAUCCAAAGUGUCGCAACUAUAUGGACGUGUUUGUAAUUUUUUUUGGUAUAAUAGGGCACGGUGUUACUGUGAGCAUGCUCAAUACACAUCAAGGGCUUUUGGGAGACAAACUUUGUGAUAAAAUAUGGCCUUAUCUGAGAGAUAUGUUCUCUCCCUGGUUAAUACCCUAUUCAAUGCAAAAUCUUAAGGAAAACAUGGCCUCCUGGAUACAGCAGCUGGCAGAUGAUCGGUCGGUACUAUUACCUUGGAUUCCACCCGAUGCUGGAUUUGCUCAGAAAAUGCUUGGUGCUUUUCGAGAAUGCAUAUCAUUCAUAAUCCACACGUUACCAGCAUCUAGUAGUAUUUUGAGCCACCUCUGGCAGUGGUAUGUCACAAGUUAUGCCCAUAAUUCUGUCAAGGAACACAUAUUGUUACCUGUUCAUCAGACUUUUCUAACUUUUCCUUGGCAUAAUUUUUGGCCUUCCGUCAAUGACCUUGAACUUAUGCUUAGGGUAGUGGAUCAGUACUUGCCUGAUUGCCAUUCAUUCUUGGGACACAUCUUCAUGUCGGUUCCUUGGUCGAAUUGGUUAAACAACUUUACAAGUGCCCCACUCCAGUUGAAAAGCAGAGUGUAUCAGUGUUUUAUAAAUCUACUCGUGAAAUUAUGCAACGAGCCCAAUGUUAGGAAAAACUAUUCUGAACAAGCCAACUCAUUACUGGUACAAGCUGAACACUUCGACUGGACAUUCUUGGAUGCUUCUAUUUAUCAACACGUUAUGGAUUGGUUUGUUAUGAGCUGUGAUUCGUCUGUGAUUUUCAAAACUGACCCAGUAGAUAUAGAUUACAGAGUUUUGAGCUUUUUAAAAACUGUUGCCUCGUACAACAGUCAAACAUCUACAACGCCAAAUGAAACUUUGCCAAAGAGACUGAUUUAUAUUAAGAGUUAUAUUAAAUUACUAUCAGUGUACAGUAAUAGAAACAAAAAUAACAUUUCUAGAAAGGAGCGGGAUAUAUAUCUCCUCAUAACAAGGCAGCUCAAUGAUUUAGAGUGUGCAGUAAGUAAUGAGGAAGAGAUGUUACUGUUACUUAGAGAACUAGAAUGUAUUUUAAAUAUUGACAAUAUCAGUAAAGCGUCUCUUGGAGCGUUUAUUAAAUGGAUUGAAAACAAACCUGGAAAUGGAAUUAUUGUUAAAUCUCUGUUGAGAACCUUAGGAUCGGCUGUGAAAGAUUAUGAAAUUCUUGGUGAGGUGUUGGAGGUUACUAUCAACAGUUACUUCUUAAAUAUAGUUUCAGACAAGUUUGACACCACUUGGAGGGAAGUCUCAGAACUAUUGAAUAUACUGGUAUCAAAACAGACUGAAUUAGAACAAGCAAUUCUGAAUAAGGGUUGUUUAUUAACACUUAAUGCCAUUUUUAUACAAAGAAUAACCAAAUACAGCGACACCGAAGCCUUAUUGAAUUUAUGUCUUGAUUGGAUGAUGCGUAUAAAAAUCAACGAUUCAACAGAACAAAAAAUGCCACUGAUUUGGUGUGGAUUCCUUAUGUUGGUCUUACAACAUUCUCAAAAAGAUGAGCCCUAUUGUGCCGCCGUCUUGCACAAGUUUUCUCAAAUAUUGUUACAAAUAUCUGAGGAAAAAGGUGCCAGCAAAUGGGGCAGAGGAUUGUUGAGUGCUAUCGGUCUGAGCAGACAAGGAUUGUCGGUCCAUUUUAAAUUUAUUUGUCGAGCUUUAGCAGGUUAUGUUUUGGCUCAGCUUCCAGAAAUGAAAGGAGAGCCCCAGGUGAUCAGAAAAGAGCCUAAUGCACCUGCCAAAGUAGGUCAGUCAGGCGGAAAUAAUGAAUGUGUGAAAGUGCUCCUGACCCUGGACUUUGGACAUUCUCAGGGAAAAAUCAAGGAUUGUGCAGAAUUGGCACUCAAGCAAGUAAGUAUUUUAUAAUAAUGAGAAACCACG
Leptinotarsa decemlineata (Colorado potato beetle) is the source of this 3339-nucleotide messenger RNA. It is a transcript of the gene Epg5, whose product is annotated as ectopic P-granules autophagy protein 5. The record is from RefSeq and is a predicted model, not a curated record. Gene Ontology annotation, cellular component: cytoplasm. Gene Ontology annotation, biological process: autophagosome maturation. Lineage: Eukaryota; Metazoa; Arthropoda; Insecta; Coleoptera; Chrysomelidae.